GCUAACCAGGCGGCGUGCAUCCUGGCAGCGGAACAACAAGCUCGUGUGGGACGAGACCCGGCUCAUCAUGCAGGACCUCUUCGACAACGUGUGGGGCGACAAGGACGAGAUCCGCGUCGAGCACGCCGUGGACAUCACCCUUCCCGUGAGCACGUCCUUGCUGCAUCAUCUGGCCUGGACGCUGCUCAUUGCAUCGCCUCUCGCACACUCUAAUUCUUCACAUGCGGAUUUUGUGCGCUCGUCGUUAUUUUUGACCUGUGGCGACUUCUCUCUGGACCUUUCUCUCGCCGACCCUGGAUCACGACCCACCCCCACUCUAAAACCUUGACAGAUCGCCCUCUUUGUCAUCGGCGUCGCAGGCUUCGGACGGCGCAUCGCGUGGAAGGACGACGACGUCGUGCCCGCGGGGCACACGAUGACCUUCAAGGUGAGAGCACACAC
Molecule: messenger RNA, 441 nt
Organism: Phanerochaete carnosa HHB-10118-sp
Lineage: Eukaryota; Fungi; Basidiomycota; Agaricomycetes; Polyporales; Phanerochaetaceae
Exons: 1
Coding region: 68-328 (86 amino acids)
Source: RefSeq, a predicted model, not a curated record